Messenger RNA from Xenia sp. Carnegie-2017, 1583 nucleotides. Its product is annotated as transmembrane protein 68-like. Gene Ontology annotation, molecular function: acyltransferase activity. The coding region runs from base 421 to 1233 and encodes 270 amino acids. Lineage: Eukaryota; Metazoa; Cnidaria; Anthozoa; Malacalcyonacea; Xeniidae. The transcript is spliced from 8 exons. Gene Ontology annotation, cellular component: membrane. The record is from RefSeq and is a predicted model, not a curated record.
AGCCAUAAAGACCAAAGAAAGCAAGUUUAGAUUCAUUAUAUAUUUUCUUUGUUUUCAAAUUGUUCGGCACAUGAAAAGUUCGACCUUUUGAAACGGACCUGAAAGAUUACACGUCAACACAUGGGAAAUAAGUUGACGGAGUUCCUCGUUGUGACCCUGACAUUGCUUGCCGUUGCACACCGUGCUUUCCUUGUGUCAUGGCAUAUCAAAUGACAAACAUCAAACCAUUCUUCUGCAAAGUUCCUUUCCUAACGCGGGUCAUAAAGCUUCCUUCCCCAAACUGAAGAGGACGAGGGAACGAGUACACGGUGGUUUCUGGAAGGACGAAAUGGAUCCUUACAAUGCUAUCACAGUUCUGGCACCGGUGCUUAUAUUUUAUCCUCUCCUGAUCGUAUUCGCGUUCCCCUCACGCUUCUUGCCAUGAUGUACGCGACCGUUUUAUUUCUGCAUGUUUACAAACACCGACGACGAGAGAUUUACGAUGCCUACUCUGAAAACUUUUGGGACGGUGCAAAACAAACCGUCGCCUCUGUAUUUGAUGCUCAAGCUACGAAUUGGAAUGAAUAUGAAGUCAUUGGCUUGGACAAAAUCCCGGACAAAGGAGCUGCAUUAUUGGUUUAUUAUCACGGUGCUUUGCCUAUAGACAUGUAUUAUAUUAUAGCUAAAAUGCUGUUGUAUAAGAAACGUUCGUUGAAAAAUGUCGUAGCAACCUUUCUCUUCAGAUUACCAGGAUUUAAGAUAUUGCUUGAUGUGUUCGGGGCAUCUUCACCUACAAGAGACGAAUGUGUUAAAAUGUUGAAGAGAGGAGAACUUCUGGCCUUAUCCCCAGGUGGCGUUCGUGAAGCCCUGUUUUCUGAUGAGCAUUAUCAACUCGUAUGGAAUGGUAGACUUGGCUUCGCUAAAGUUGCUCACGAAGCAGAAGUGACAAUCAUACCUGUCUUCACCCAAAAUGUACGUGAGAUGUUUAGGACAAUAAAAAUGGGAAGAAGAAUAUUACAACUGCUUUAUGAAUUUACGCGAUGUCCAUUGGCUGCUCCAAUAUACGGUGGUUUUCCAGUAAAAAUGAGAACUUAUAUCGGUGAUCCAAUACCACAUGACUCGAGAUUAACUCCAGAAGAAUUGUCAGAAAAGGUUCAAAUGGCGAUAAAAAAUCUCAUCAAAAAGCAUCAACGAGUUCCAGGUUCCAUAUUACUCGCUCUAGCAGACAGAUUUUCCAGAAAGAAAGGAGUUUAGCAAAAUUAAAUCUAACACAUAUAACCAGGAGAAGAUGGGAUAGCGAAUGUUAUCUCUUUACAAUGAGAUCUCUCUAUUUCUUCAGUAGGAGGGGUAAUCUUUGGAAAUAUCAAAAAUCCGUAUAGUCAAUGGAUAUGCAUCGGAAUCAAAGACUUGGGAGCACACGUCCGCUGUCUUUAAAUCUAUAACUGCCAAAAUUCUUUACUGCACAAUUGUAUUCAUAUCAAAAGUUCCCAUAUUAUCUGCUAUGUACAAUUAUAACGCAGGCGCACUUUGCACUGUACUUUUGUUGCCGGCAAUGUAAUACGAGACGAUUAUGUCAUCACAAAUAUAAAAUGGCUAAAUCUCGA